This is a messenger RNA of Bicyclus anynana (squinting bush brown), 867 nucleotides long. Its product is annotated as odorant receptor 4-like. Gene Ontology annotation, cellular component: plasma membrane. The record is from RefSeq and is a predicted model, not a curated record. The transcript is spliced from 8 exons. Lineage: Eukaryota; Metazoa; Arthropoda; Insecta; Lepidoptera; Nymphalidae. Gene Ontology annotation, biological process: detection of chemical stimulus involved in sensory perception of smell; sensory perception of smell. Gene Ontology annotation, molecular function: odorant binding; olfactory receptor activity. Bases 1 to 867 code for a protein of 288 amino acids.
AUGGAGGGUAUGGAAGCUUUCCCUGCUGACUUCAGGCAACCAUUCACCGUCUCUCUAAUUAUUCAGUGGGGUGCCAAAAUUUCAACCACUCUACAUGUAGCUUAUCAGUUGGUUCUAACGGUUAUAGGAAAAAUUAGUCAGGCGGAGUUCAAUUUUAAACUCCUAUUCGGGUGUGUGUAUCCUUUUGACCCUGUGAAGAACUGGGGCCGAUAUCUAGCGGUUUACGCUCAUCAGUCGUAUAGCAUAUAUCAUUUGGCGUACUACUACGUCGGCUCCGGGUGUUUGCUCGUGACUCUAUGCUCCCAACUGAGUACGGAAUUUGCUCUUCUACGGGAGGAUAUGAAAAAUGCUGUACCGAUGCCAAAUAGAGACAUAAUAACUGAGGUGCCGAUAGUGGAAAAGAAUAAAAGAAUUGAAACAAUGGUUCAAAACCAUCAAGAAUUGAUUAAAUUGGCGCAUUCGUUAAACCACAUUUUCAAUCGGACGAUUUUCAUUGAUCUCUGUUUCUUCGCCAUAAUAAUAUGUUUUUUCGCAAUGAUUUUAGCGAUAUCACACGAAGCCAUAGACAAAUUAAUGAACAUCGUCAGUAUAGUCGCCAUGUUGACUAUUGUUUACCUGGUUUGUUACUACUGCGAAAUGCUUAAAGAGGAGAGUGAAGGGAUAGCAGAGGCCGCAUAUGAGAACCUAUGGUAUAAGGGCGGAACUCACUAUCAGAAAACCAUUGGAUUUAUCAUCAUGAGAGCUCAACGUCCUUGUUACGUGACGUCUUUGAACUAUGUACCGAUAACUCUCAACACUUUUACAAAGGUGGUGAGCACAACUUGGUCUUACUUUUCUUUAAUGAUGACAAUGUACGGCGAUACGUAA